Cyanidioschyzon merolae strain 10D is the source of this 711-nucleotide messenger RNA. Its product is annotated as similar to ubiquinone/menaquinone biosynthesis methyltransferase. The record is from RefSeq and is a predicted model, not a curated record. Lineage: Eukaryota; Rhodophyta; Bangiophyceae; Cyanidiales; Cyanidiaceae. Gene Ontology annotation, molecular function: S-adenosylmethionine-dependent methyltransferase activity. The transcript has a single exon. Bases 1 to 711 code for a protein of 236 amino acids.
AUGGGUCAGGCUAUGUCUAGGUGGUACGAAACAACCCUCUUCGAUGGGGCGAUGGAACUCUUCGAGUCCAAUACGCAACGGAAACUGCGCCAGAGACUCUUUCAGUACAUGGAUUGCGAUGAGCCAACGAAUACUACGUCGGUGCUCGAAAUAGGAGCUGGCGCAGGUUUGAAUCUCCCACACUAUCCGGUAUGGGUCAAAGAGCUUCACGCUUCGAGUCUAUCGCCCGACUUACCACCAAAAGCUAAAAAACGAGCGAGGAAGAGGAACAUCAAGGUAUACUACAAACAAGGAAAGCCAAUAGGUCUACCAUAUCCGGAAAACUCGUUCGACUAUGUCGUUGCUACGUUGAUCCUUUGCUCUCUACCGGAUCGCGAAGGUUUCGUGAAGGAGAUCUAUCGAGUACUCAAGCCAGGCGGAAAGUAUUUGUUCAUGGAUCACGCUUGGCAAAGUGCGGAGGCUCAGACUCAUCUGUCCCGCAUGCUUGCCCCGCUACAUCGUAGGCUAGCUCUCGGAUGCAGCCUCAAAAGUGUCUGGGCUGACUCAGUUUUUACCUCUGCUGGUUUCAAACGAGAGGAUCUUCAUGUAGAAGAAGAGAUACCGAAGGGGUUUUCAUGGCUUGUAGGUAAAAUUUUUCUGGGCUAUGCGACAAAGCGUCCGGAGGCUAGCGACUUUAAAAUGGACGACCGGCAUGGCCAGAGGGCGUGUUGA